UUAGGCCCCGCACGCGCCGCUCCCCAGCGCGCUCCGGCUCCGGCUCCGGCCCCGCCUCAGCCUCAGCCCAGGGCCGCGGCCAUCUCGGAGCCCGGUGGCUGCCGGGAGCGAUGACGCUGUUACCAUGGUGGCGGCGGGCGGGACCGGGAAGGAGCGGAAGAAGCAACUUCCGGUGGGGGGGGGUCAGGCCGGAAGUGGCGGGAGGAGGAGCGGCCAGCGGGGCUCGGGGCGCCCGGCGGGGCGAUGGUGGUGCCGGGGCUGGAGCUGCCCGCGCAGGCCGUGGCCGGGAUGGUGGCCGACGUGGUGUUCGUCAUCGAGGGCACGGCCAACUUGGGGCCCUACUUCGAGUCGCUGCGCAAGCAUUACCUGCUGCCCGCCAUCGAGUACUUCAAUGGCGGCCCCCCAGCUGAGACAGACUUCGGAGGAGAUUAUGGGGGCACCCAGUACAGCCUGGUGGUGUUCAACACGGUGGACUGUGCCCCGGAGUCCUAUGUGCAGUGCCACGCCCCCACCAGCAGCGCCUACGAGUUCGUCACCUGGCUGGACAGCAUCCAGUUCGUGGGGGGCGGCGGCGAGAGCUGCAGCCUCAUCGCCGAGGGGCUCAGCACAGCCCUGCAGCUUUUCGAUGACUUCAAGAAGAUGAGGGAGCAGAUAGGCCAGACCCACAAGGUGUGCAUCCUGAUUUGCAACUCACCCCCCUACCUGCUGCCGGCCGUGGAGAGCACCACCUACUCCGGCUACACCACCGAGAACCUGGUGCAGAAGAUUGGAGAGCGCGGGAUCCACUUCUCCAUCGUGUCCCCCCGCAAGCUGCCGGCGCUGCGUGUGCUCUUCGACAAGGCCACGCCCGGCGGGAUGCUGGAGGCCCAGCCCAAAGACUUUAGCCAGGAUCCCCGGCACAUGAUCCUCAUCCGCGGCAUGGUGCUGCCGGUAGGUGGCAGUGCAGCCUCUGGCACCAUCCAGCCCAAACAGGUGGUGCCCCAGCCACAGCUCCCCACUGCGCCCCCGCAGCACCCGCCAGCCCCGCAGCAGCCCCUGCCACCCGCCUCCCAGCCCUACCAGGCCCCCCCGCCUGGCUCCCUCAACGCCGCCCAAGCUGCAGCGCAGUCUGCCGUGGAGGCUGCCAAGCACCAGAAAGCCAGCCUGGCCGCGCGCUUCCCCCCCCUGAACCCCUUGCAGACGCCCUUCAGCCAGGCGCCCACGCAGCCGCUCCCCACCGGCUCUGUCCCGGCCUUGGCCCCCAAGCUGCCGCCCUCCUCCCAACCCAGCUUGGUCUCCACCGUCACCACCGGCUCCAGCCUGCUGACCCAGCCACCCAGCCAGCCCCCCCCACAGCCCGGGGCCCCAGCCAUGCCUAGCAGUGUAGCCCCCAGCAGUGUGAGCGUGGCCCCACCAGCGGCCCCCCAGCUGGGGGCGGCCCAGCUGCCCGGGGCCCAGCAGUCGGUCACCAACAAGGUGCUGGCCUGGAAUGGCGUGCUGGAGUGGCAGGAGAAGCCCAAACCGGCCUCAGUGGACUCCAGCACCAAACUGACCCGCUCACUGCCCUGCCAGGUGUAUGUCAACCCCGGGGAGAACCUGAAAACGGACCAGUGGCCCCAGAAGCUGAUCAUGCAGCUCAUCCCGCAGCAGUUGCUGACCACGCUGGGCCCCCUGUUCCGCAAUUCCCGCAUGGUGCAAUUCCACUUCACCAAUAAGGACCUGGAGUCGCUCAAGGGGCUUUACCGCAUCAUGGGCAACGGCUUCGCGGGCUGCGUGCACUUCCCCCACACGGCGCCCUGCGAGGUCCGGGUGCUGAUGCUGCUCUACUCGUCCAAGAAGAAAAUUUUCAUGGGGCUGAUUCCCUACGACCAGAGCGGCUUCGUCAACGGCAUCCGGCAGGUCAUCACCAACCACAAGCAGGUGCAGCAGCAGAAGAUCGAGCAGCAGCGGAGCCAGCUGGGGGGCUCCGCGCCAGUGCCCAACGCCCAGCCCUUCCUGGCCAAGCAGCCGGGGGCCCUGCCUGGGGCCCAGGGGGGGCAGCAGCAGAUGGCCGGCCAGCAGGUGAGUCCCGCCAUGGCCCCAGUUCCCAUCAUGGACGACCCGCAACGGCAACAAAGUCUGUUGCAGCUCCGGGUGCAGCAGCAGGCAGCAGCCACGCAGCAGCAGCAGGCGACCCCAGCUGCCCCCCCGCCCCCCCCAGCCCCUGGCCCCCCCCAGGCUGGGCCGCAGCCCACGCAGGGGGGGCCCCUCCUGCGACCCCAGAACCCAGGCGCCAACCCCCAGCUCCGCAGCCUUCUGCUCAGCCAGCAGCCGCCCCAGCCUGGAGUCCCGCAGGCCCAGCAGCCUUUGCACCACCUGCAGCAGGCAUCCCAGGGGCUGCUGCCCCAUCAGGCCAUGGGGCAAGCUAUGGGGCAGCAGCCGCUGCAGCUCCCUGGCCAGCCACUUAUGCACCAGGCACCUGGGCAGCAAUGGCCGGGCCAGAUGGCCCCCCGGCCCCCACUGCCAGGUCAGAUGCUGAUGCCCCCGGGGCCCCGGGGGCCAGGCCCCCAGCCUGGCCUGCAGCAGGUGCAGCCACCCAGUGUCAUGGAAGACGACAUCCUCAUGGACCUGAUCUGAGAGCAGCGCCCCCUGUGGAGGGGGGGGACUCUGCAGCUGUCAAUAAACCACCUUGCCC
Dermochelys coriacea (leatherback sea turtle) is the source of this 2653-nucleotide messenger RNA. RefSeq names its product mediator complex subunit 25 (gene MED25). The transcript has 20 exons. Gene Ontology annotation, cellular component: transcription regulator complex; mediator complex. Lineage: Eukaryota; Metazoa; Chordata; Testudines; Dermochelyidae. The record is from RefSeq and is a predicted model, not a curated record. The coding region runs from base 244 to 2595 and encodes 783 amino acids. Gene Ontology annotation, biological process: positive regulation of transcription by RNA polymerase II.